AUGGGGCCAAAUAGAGAAUGGAUGUACACAAUGAGAGUCGAUAGUAAUCAGAUUUUUAAUCCAGAAUUUCAAUUCUAUGUCAAGCAAUUCUUGGAUUAUGCAUUUACCAAUGUCACAGUCGUCAAAUAUAGAACUCUAAGAAACGGGUUAGUAGUUUCCGAAAUUAGAUGCCCGUGUUCAGUUUGCAAAAAUCGGAAUUAUAAGUCGAGACAGAUGGUUGAAUUUGAUAUAUGUCAAAAUGGUUUCAUGCCCAACUAUUAUCAAUGGUCUGCACAUGGUGAGUUAUAUCCAACACAAGACAUGGGUCAAUGUUCAAACGCCGGACCGUCUCAAGAUGUGGGUCAAGAGGACUCUGCUGAUGUUGGUGUAUAUACAGGAUACCAAGAAAUGUUUACAGAAAGCAUGCACCAAAUUCAUGCUCCUUAUUACCAGCAAACACCACAAAGCCCUAAUCAAAUGGCCGAUACUUUCUUUACCAAGAUGAGAGAAUUCAAUGAGCCUUUGUGGGAAGGGUGUAAGAAAGCUACUUCACUAUCCGCCACCUCAAGAUUGUUACAUUGGAAAUCAGAGUGCAAUGUUUCAGACUUAACAUUUGAUAAACUACUUCCAAUAUUGAAAGAUUGUGUACCAGAUGAUGCAAAGAUACCUAGAAACUUCUAUGAGACUAAGAAAAAGUUGAAGUCAUUAGAGAUGCCGUCACAACGGAUUCAUGUUUGCAUCAACCAUUGCAUACUAUUUAAUGGCCAACAUUCUGAUUUGGAUCAUUGUGUAGUAUGUAAGGAAAGUAGAUACAAGAAGAAUUCUAACAAGGUGCCUAAUUUGGUCAUGACUUACAUGCCGAUUGGACCAAGACUUCAAAGAUUGUUCUAUUCAAAGAAGAUAGCCCGCAAUUUGACUUGGCACUCAGAUCAUCCAAUAAAUCAUGAAAAAAUGACACAUCCUAGUGAAGGAAAGGCUUGGAUUCACUUUGACACAAUGUUUCCUGCUUUUGCACAAGAGACACGCAAUAUUCGUCUAGGUUUGUGUACCGAUGGGUUUUGUCCAAAUAGUUCAUAUGGAAGCGCGUAUUCAUGUUGGCCGGUUUUUAUUACGGUUUACAACCUACCUCCUUGGUUAUCUUUCAAACAUGAGUACAUGCAAAUUCCUUUGCUCAUUCCUGGGAAGAAGAAUCCCGGGCAAAAUAUAGAUGUUUUUCUACAACCUUUAGUAGACGAGCUAAAAAUGUUGUUCACUGAUGGCAUCGAAACUUAUGAUGCUUAUCGAAAGAACAAUUUUCAAAUGAGGGUCGUACUAUUGUGGACAGUUAGUGACUUCCCAGCUUAUGCAAUGUUAUCUGGUUGGAGCUCGCAUGGGAAGUUAGCUUGUCCGUAUUGUUCACAUAAAUCAGGAUCAUUUUGGCUUUCAGAAGGGAGGAAACCGUGUUGGUUUGACUGUCACAGAAAACAUUUACCCAAUAGACACAAGUUCACCAAAGAGCCCAGUUAG
Lactuca sativa (garden lettuce) is the source of this 1485-nucleotide messenger RNA. RefSeq lists its product as uncharacterized. The record is from RefSeq and is a predicted model, not a curated record. Lineage: Eukaryota; Viridiplantae; Streptophyta; Magnoliopsida; Asterales; Asteraceae.